AUGUCGGCCAACUACUGGGACUCGACGCAGCGGCGCUAUUGGCUCUUUACCAAGGACCAAUUGAACACGAUGCGCACCAAGCUCGAGGAAGACAAUGGCGAUCUGGUGCGCAUGUUUCCUCUGUCGCAGCCCCGGCACCUCGCCAUCUUCUUCAACCAACAGCUCAUCCGCCUCGGCAAGCGCCUCACGAUCCGCCAGCAGGCCAUGGCCACGGCCCAGGUCUACCUCAAGCGUUUCUACUCGCGCGUCGAGAUCCGCCGCACGAACCCGUACCUCGUCAUCACAACGGCCAUCUACCUCGCCUGCAAGAUGGAGGAGUCGCCGCAGCAUAUCCGCCUAAUCGUAACCGAGGCGCGCCAGCUCUGGCAGGACUUCAUCGGCCUCGACACCUCGCGCAUCGGCGAGUGCGAGUUCUUUCUCAUAUCCGAGAUGAGCUCCCAGCUCAUUGUCCACCAGCCCUACCGCACCCUCACCUCGCUCCGCAGUGAGCUGGCCCUCGUCGACGAGGAUGUCCAGCUUGCCAAGUCGGUCAUCAACGACCACUAUAUGACCGACCUGCCGCUACUCUUCCCUCCGCAUAUCAUUGCGCUCGUCGCCAUCCUGCUGGCAUUGGUUCUGCGGCCGAACUCAGUCGCCCCUGGGCAGCAGGGUGCUGGCGCGGCGGCCGCAGCGGGGCUGGCGGCCGCGCAGGCCGCGCUCAGCCAGGCGCAGGGUGGUGGUGUCAUGAUGCCAGGAGGAGGCGGCAUUGCCGGUUUACCGCCGCCCCCGCCGCCGGUUGUCUCCGGGCAGGAGGCGCGUGAGAAGCAGCAGGAGGCGCGCAUCACCCGGGUGCAGCACUUUGCGGCGUGGCUGGCCGAGAGUACGGUCGACAUUGCGUCUAUGGUGGAUGCGACUCAGGAGAUUAUCUCGUUUUACGAGUGCUACGAAAAGUACAAUGAGAAGCUGACGAGGGAGCAAAUCAAUCGUUUUGUCAAGGCAGGCAGCUUGGAUCGGUAG
Akanthomyces muscarius is the source of this 996-nucleotide messenger RNA. RefSeq lists its product as uncharacterized. Gene Ontology annotation, biological process: positive regulation of transcription by RNA polymerase II. Gene Ontology annotation, molecular function: cyclin-dependent protein serine/threonine kinase regulator activity. NCBI's taxonomy places the organism in Eukaryota, Fungi, Ascomycota, Sordariomycetes, Hypocreales, Cordycipitaceae. The record is from RefSeq and is a predicted model, not a curated record. The coding region runs from base 1 to 996 and encodes 331 amino acids. Gene Ontology annotation, cellular component: mediator complex; nucleus. The transcript is spliced from 2 exons.